ACGCCGAGUCAACUGGUCCGGGGGGGGCAUCCUUGAGUGGGGAGCUGAUGGAAGGGGAGGCGGAGGCUGAUGAUGACGAGGUGUCAGCGGUUUCCUCUCAGUUGAGCUCCACUGUCCGCAGCGUUGGUUCGUACAGCCGAAGUGUCACCUCCUCAGUGCUCCAGCCAAGCAGGGGAUCCGCGGCAAACUCUUACUACGACAGUUAUGUGCCGUUCUCCCCCACGCCCUCUGCAGCCUCAGCUGCCGCAGCUGCUGCCUGGCAGCAGCAGCAAGGCAGCUCCAUUGCGGGGGGUUCUUCGGCAAAGCGGAAGGCACUUGUGCGACUGCCGGUGCGCCCUACAUCCGCUGCAGCAGCCACAGGCUUAGGCAGACCAGCUGGGGGCAGCAAGAAGCAAGCCUACAUGCCGAGUUACCUGGGAUAUGUCCCUCAGGGCAUAGAGAUCCCCCUCCGCACCUCCAAUAAAAGCCUUCCCAUGCUAACAGGCUCGCAGCAGGAGCUCAUGCAGCAGCAGCAGCAGCCGCUGCAACCUCAGUCCAAAAAGCAACGGAGAGCAGCAGUUCGGGAGGCUGAGGCAGCAAGUGCUGUUGCAGCGUAUCCCUUCGCUUCCGUUGCGCCCUCAGGGCCCCCCUCCCUGGGAUCCUCUGCGAUUCAGACGGCUCCUGGAGUUUAUCAAGACGCCGAUCCUGCCGCCUGCGGCUUUUCUCAGUCUCAGCAACCCCCCACCCCAUUUGGAGGUGCCUCCUCGAGUCUCUCCGGAGUAGCGAUGUGGCCUCCGCUGAUGCAGCAGCAGUUUCCCGCUACUCCCCAGGGUGUUGUCUCGCUCGGCGCUGAGGGAUUAUCGCACGAGAAGAAGGGGAAACGCGAUAGAAAGGGGAAAGCAGGAAAGGCCAAGAAAAAGGAGAGGGAUAGCUCACCUAGCUUCCAUCCAGCGCAACAGCAGAUGGACUACAUGCCAGCUCCUGCAGCACCUCAAAUAGUUGAGGGGACCCCUCAGAGGCCACAAGGGAUGAAGCCUUUGCGGAUCAGACUUUCAUUUGGUGCACAGCAGCAGCAGCAACCAGUCAGUGCUGCUGUGCCUCAUCAGCUCCCUAUGCAGCAGACGCAGCCUGUUUAUACCUACCCUGAGCCUCAUGAUCCACAGCAACCAACGCAGCAGCAACCAAUGCAGCAGCAACCCGUGCAGCAGCACUCCUUCUAUGCCCAACCGCCAUACCCGCCGGUUCAACUAACAGCCUACAACCCUCAGCAGCAGCAGCAGCAGCAGCAGCAGCAGGCAGCUACUGCUGUCCCCCCGAAGUUCCGCAUCCGGCUUCCAAUGCAGCCUCCGCAGUAG
This is a messenger RNA of Cyclospora cayetanensis, 1334 nucleotides long. Its product is annotated as RNA polymerase II degradation factor 1-like. NCBI's taxonomy places the organism in Eukaryota, Apicomplexa, Conoidasida, Eucoccidiorida, Eimeriidae. The transcript has a single exon. The annotation marks the transcript as partial. The record is from RefSeq and is a predicted model, not a curated record.